Xiphias gladius (swordfish) is the source of this 2009-nucleotide messenger RNA. RefSeq names its product fibronectin type III domain containing 5b (gene fndc5b). Lineage: Eukaryota; Metazoa; Chordata; Actinopteri; Istiophoriformes; Xiphiidae. The transcript is spliced from 6 exons. Gene Ontology annotation, molecular function: protein binding. Bases 36 to 659 code for a protein of 207 amino acids. The record is from RefSeq and is a predicted model, not a curated record.
GCAGGAUGUGAAGCCUCGCUAGAAGAAGCAGGAGGAUGGCGAAACCAGGCUCGUCUGCGGCGGUGCUGCUGCUCCUGCUGGGCUUCCUGUCGGUGUCCUCCGUUAACGCCGACACCCUGCUGUCAGCUCCGCUCAAUGUGACCAUCAGAGAGCUUGAGGUCAACUCCGCCGUGGUCACGUGGGAAAUCUUGGAGGGGGACCCUGUCAUUGGAUUCGCCAUCACCCAACAGAAGAAGGAUGUGCGCAUGCUGAGGUUCAUCCAGGAGGUGAACACCACCACGCGCUCCUGUGCACUGUGGGAUCUGGAUGAAGACACCGAGUACAUCGUCCACGUUCAGAGCAUUAGCAUGGGAGGCAGCAGCCCCCCGAGUCAGCCAGUUCAAUUCAGAACGCCCAAAGAGUCAGAGAAGAUGGCGUCCAAGAGUCCAGACGAGGUGACAAUGGAGGAAUUUGGUCAUGCCGCCCAGCUGAGGGCUGGAGAGCUCAUCAUCAUUGUAGUGGUACUCAUCAUGUGGGCAGGGGUCAUCGCCCUGUUUUGUCGUCAGUAUGACAUCAUUAAAGACAAUGAGCCCAACAACAACAAGGACAAAGCCAAGAACUCCUCAGAGUGCAGUACUCCUGAGCACCCACAGGGCGGGCUACUGCGCAGCAAUGUCUAAGACCAGCCUUGCAUCGCCUUCUGCAAUAACCAAUUCCUUGAACCUCAGGACAGAGCCUGAGACCAACAGAAAGCCAUUCUCAGACACCAUCGUACUGAAGAACAGAUUAAUCAUUACAGAAGCUCUGCUUGACACAAAGAAGAACUCUUGAAAUAAAACAGACACAAAUCUGAACGUGUAGAAUCGCAGGCUGCCAACAGUAAAACAGGAAACAGAAGAGGACGAAACCACCUUCACUUUUGUUGUGACUAAAAACACUGGACUGUAGCCUACUUUGUGUGAACAGCCAGUAUAGACACAAGACAUAAAAUGGCUGUCGGUCAAAGCACCAGAGGGGACUUUGUUUCCUCUUGAAAAGAACUGCUUGAUUCAUACGUUCUGGUUACCCUUCAUCAGUGGCAUCCAAUCCCAGGAGGGGCUCAUCAAACAUGAAUAUCUGAGUGAUUUUUUUUUUUUUUUUCAAAUUCAGGUUUGUACUGGUCAGCGAUGGGAGAAAUGUAGUCUGCCUCACAGGAAUAGCUGGUCCUUUAGGUCCACAUAUCAGUCAGCACACAACAAAACAAGCUCUGCUUUGUUUUAAACCAAGGACUUUCUCUUUUCUAUCUGUCCAUCUGUCAUGACCUCUUUUCUGUUUUUAUUACAGCCCUUUGUGUAGCAGCUCACCUCUCUCCCUGACUUUCUGUGCCGGUGUCUCUCUAAUAAGCACAUUGCUGUUUGGUGCUCCUCCACUUGCGAUUGUUUGAGCCCUCACAACCCCAGUCUUGAUUACGGUAUCAUUUUGAUAUUGUGUCUGACAUAUUGUACAUUGAGUCUUAUCUCCUUGCAUUUCUCUCUCUCUCUCUGUCAUCAGUUAAAUGAUGUGCCUGUUUUUCUGUCUCCUCUCUGAACUGGAAUCGUAACGCCCCUGUCAGUGCGGGGAUAAAAUCUGUAUGUUUUGGGGUUUUUUUUUAGUUUUCUUUUGCAGCACCCCAUAUUUUGCUUAAAUGAGUCAGAUGAUGCUGUCUGAAUACAGCCAUGAUUGAGACAAAGUUCAAAGGUUGGCCAGGAAAUCUCUUAUGAAAGCAAUGUCUCACCCCAAAUCAAAAUUUUACAACAACUUUCAGUUUUGAAUUCCAGAAGUUAACAUUAGUUUCAAACUUUUUUUAAAAAAACUGGCAUGGCUGAAAAAUGGCUGAUUUGGGUUCAUAUGGAGGUUUAUUGCUCAUCACUGCAUAUUCAGCACCAUAUGCUGUCUGUGGUCUGCAGCAGGAUGUGCAGGGAAUAAGGAUAGAGAUAUGCAGGGCAUCAUUUGUAACGAAAUGUAUACACAGGGCAAAGUUUGGCUGGGUUUCCACUCUGGUUUGGCUGAAG